GGCAGAAAUAGUAAUUCUCUCUGACCAAAGUUUGACACUUUGGAAAAGUAAAUUCUCUCUCUGUCUCCGUCACUCGCUACGGAUAGAGGUGAAGUGCACUCGCAAACACGGCUGCCCACAAUCGCUUAGAUACAGACAGAGUCGUGUAUGAUGUGGGCAUGGGCUCUCUUCCCCAUCCUUCUUAUGAUCACUGCCGCGGGAGGCUUUUGGACGGUGUUUGGUAUGGCUGUGGUGAAUGGAGCGGUCAAUCUCACCGUGGAGUUUCCCUACAUCAGUACCUGUGGCGCAUACCCUCCGCAAAGUUGCCUCUUCAGUCAAGUGAUGAACAUCGGGGCUUUCUUGGUUACCUGGGUCUGUGUCAUCAGAUACCAGCAGAUCAGAGAUUUGGGCUGUCACUCGCAUCUGAACACAGUCAGUCUGGUGACCGGUUGCUUGUCCGCUCUGGGGGCAACCCUGGUCGGGAAUUUCCAGACCAUCGCCGAGAUUCACGUCCACUUGGCUGGGGCUUUCCUCUCCUUCUUUAUUGGGACGUUGUACUUCUGGCUUCAGGUGGGCCUGACCUACCAGGUAAAACCCAGGCAUGGAGGCAAAUGGUGUGGCCCGGUGAGGAUAAUCUGCUGUCUCGCAUGUACAGCAAGUCUUGCCUCGAUGCUGUGGCUCCAUGUGUCUGGGAUGAGAAGUGCGGCCGCCAUUUGCGAGUGGGUGGCAGGGAUGGUGCUGCUUCUCCUCUUCGGUCUGUUCGCCGUGGAUUUCCGACACGUCGACGGACACUAUUUCCACGUGCAACGAAACCCGGUGGUGAUCCAGAACUCGACCACCACACUGGAACUCUAGCAGAGAGAGAGAGGGAGAGCGC
Molecule: messenger RNA, 856 nt
Organism: Callorhinchus milii (elephant shark)
Lineage: Eukaryota; Metazoa; Chordata; Chondrichthyes; Chimaeriformes; Callorhinchidae
Gene: tmem150b
Product: transmembrane protein 150B
Exons: 7
Coding region: 148-834 (228 amino acids)
Source: RefSeq, a predicted model, not a curated record